Messenger RNA from Penicillium soppii, 975 nucleotides. Its product is annotated as mismatch-specific DNA-glycosylase. Bases 1 to 975 code for a protein of 324 amino acids. NCBI's taxonomy places the organism in Eukaryota, Fungi, Ascomycota, Eurotiomycetes, Eurotiales, Aspergillaceae. Gene Ontology annotation, molecular function: mismatch base pair DNA N-glycosylase activity. Gene Ontology annotation, biological process: base-excision repair, AP site formation. The transcript has a single exon. The record is from RefSeq and is a predicted model, not a curated record.
AUGGCUCCCUCAGAGGACCAGCUCAAGACAGACGAAGAUAUUUCUGCCUCCGGUGAUGCACUGGAAGAUGUACCAGCGAACAAAAUCACCACUUUUCAUGGCAGACUGCAACAUUUCCUGCAUAGAAGCAGCGAAUCCCAAGGCAGAGCAAGUGCACCAAGCACAGCCAUAGCCCAAGAGCGCACGAGCAUCAAGACUGAAGAGACAGAACCCACCUCAAAGCGCAAGAAAACAACCCUCCAAACAGCAUCCGAAUCCACAAUUUCCCAAUCAACAACAGCACCCUCCCCAAAACGCAAGCGCACCACACCAUCCCCGCAAAUCCACCCCACAGCCCCAGGCCCAUCCGCCGCAGAAUCCCUCCUUGUUGACACAAUCCCACCAAACCUUGUCCUCCUCCUAGUAGGCGUGAAUCCGGGUAUAAUGACCGGAAUAACGGGGUACGCGUAUGCUCACCCGUCGAACCUAUUCUGGAAACUGCUGCAUUCCUCCGGGAUAACAAGCACGCGCCACAAACCCGCCGAUACAUACAAAUUACCGGCGCUGUACAGCGUCGGCAACACGAACAUUGUGGAGCGGCCGACGCGCGACGCGAGCAUGCUCAGGCGGGCGGAGAUGGAUGCCGGCGUGCCGAUACUUGAGGCUAAGAUUGCGGCGCAGCGGCCUGAGGUUGUGGGGCUUGUUGGGAAAAGUAUCUGGGAGGCUGUUUGGAGGGUUCGGAAGGGCAGGGGCAUUAGGAAGGAGGAGUUUCGGUAUGGUUGGCAGGAGGAAAAAAUGGGGGUUACUGACGAGUGGGAGGGAGCGAAGGUGUUCGUGACAACGACUACUAGUGGGCUUGCGGCGGGGAUGAAACCGGCUGAGAAGGAGGCUGUUUGGGCAGAGUUGGGGGAUUGGGUUGUUAGGAGGAGAAGGGAGAGGGGAUUUGUUCCUGGGAAUCUCGAGGGUAAUAUAUUGGUUAAAGACGAGGAAGUUUGA